AUGGCGUUAAACAUGACGGUCGAGCCAGUUCUCGAUAUCGAGGACGCUUUGGUUUCCGACGACAAUCCAGCACGCAAUGACGGCACCUUCGACUAUGAGCGCUGUGCCAGACUACACAAUUACCUGGUCGCAUAUGCGUGGAUGGCCCGCCACGGACGAGACACGCCCGACCUCGAUGCGCUAAGUGAAGAGAAAUGGUUCUUCAGCGACCGGAAUCCGGAUCGAGAUGCAAACCGUGAGCUCCUGCAUCCAUCCCUCAGCUCUUUCCUGGAUAUGAUCUACGAUCCUCAACCGGGGCUCUUCUACUGGAUCGUUGGUCUCGCAAUGGACCCCUGCGAUGGAACUUUUUUUAUGGAAGACAAUGAGCUCGAAGAUGAAGGGAAAGCGCGCUUUGUCAUAAUCUAUAAUACCACGCCUGAUCUAUGCUCUCAUUGUCUCGGGGUCGUCUACGACCAGCAGCUCCAUAGGGCCUCGUUCCCUUUGACCAUCGACGACACUGAAAAUGUGACGCCUGUUGAUGAACACGAGGAAUUCUGGUUCCCGUUGGAGACUAUUCUUACCCACUGGAUCUCCUUGAUUCGUCUAGGCAAGGUGGUUGCCGGGCUGCCGGAGUGCGACUCUAAGCACCGAUCCCAGCUUGGGUUGUGGUCGUGGCUUCCCUAUUGCGACGCCCAGGUUGAUAACACUGUAGCCGCGAUUGAUCGCUACCUAGUCGCGGUCGAAUCACGAAUGCCCGCCGGCUCACUUCUACCUGUAACUGGGCCUCUCUUCACAGAUACAGAACUAGACGCGGCAUCUGUGCCGCAGGAAUGCUUUAUUCGCUCGGUUCUGACACGGAUGAAUUCCCCGCGCUUCAGAUUCAUUGCACCCGGACUUGAGGUCCCGCAUGACAAGGAGGCGUUCGCGAGACGCCAAAACUUUACUCGCUUGCCUUGCGAGGAGGGAACCAUGCCAGCAGUCUUGAUUUUUGCAGCAUCAGGCCGAACUGUGGACUUCAGCAUGGAAUUACGAGGCCUGUUCUUCCAAUAUGUUCACAAUGAAGAUCCGCCUAUGAGCAUCGGUGCUCCUGUAUUUGCGGGAUUGUAUAGCGAGCCUGCAUCCCGAAGUUACCCCGAUACAGAGGAGGCAGGAUUCCGCCUUUUGCUUCCAUUUGCUUUACGACCUGAUACGCGUGAUGUGGAUGGGGCGCGGAUGAGUGAUGGUCAAUUAGUCCAGACAGGCUCAUUCACAGAUCUUUUUCAACAUGGCUGGUUUCAUCCCUUUGGAGGUGACCAGCGGUCGCAGAGGAUGGAAAGGCUAUUCGACCGGUGGACCGAGCUGAUCGAAAGUGGUGUAUGGACAGUGGGUGAAGAGGGUGUGCAAGGAGGAAUUGAAACAUUCCGCGAUGCAGAUAAUGGCAACGGUGCCUGGAGAGAUUACUGGAUUCCACCAGACUGGUAA
Aspergillus viridinutans is the source of this 1440-nucleotide messenger RNA. RefSeq lists its product as uncharacterized. NCBI's taxonomy places the organism in Eukaryota, Fungi, Ascomycota, Eurotiomycetes, Eurotiales, Aspergillaceae. The transcript has a single exon. The record is from RefSeq and is a predicted model, not a curated record. Bases 1 to 1440 code for a protein of 479 amino acids.